GCGGUGGGUGUGCUCGCAAGCGUGCCGCCAUGUCUGUUACGUUAACAUCUGUGAAGAGAGUUCAAAGUUCUCCAAACCUAUUGGCUGCAGGGCGUGAUUCUCAGUCACCAGACCCAGCUUGGAGAUCUUACAAUGAUCGAAAUCCAGAGACACUGAAUGGAGCUGCCACAUAUUCCUCUCUUACAGCAAAAGGCUUUAGAAGCGUUCGACCAAACCUGCAAGAAAAAAAAUCACCAACCCAGAGCCAGAUCACAGUGAACGGCAACUCUGGUGGGGCUGUGAGUCCAAUGAGUUACUAUCAAAGGCCAUUUUCCCCUUCAGCAUACUCUCUUCCAGCUUCACUCAACUCCAGCAUUAUCAUGCAGCAUGGCAGAUCCCUUGAUUCCACAGAGACAUAUUCCCAGCAUGCUCAGUCUCUGGAUGGCACUAUGGGCAGCUCAAUCCCACUGUAUAGAUCCUCAGAGGAGGAGAAGAGGGUGACAGUCAUCAAAGCCCCGCAUUACCCUGGGAUUGGGCCUGUGGAUGAAUCUGGAAUCCCCACAGCCAUUAGAACCACAGUUGACCGGCCAAAGGACUGGUACAAGACAAUGUUUAAACAAAUUCACAUGGUACACAAGCCAGAUGAUGACACAGACAUGUAUAAUACUCCUUACACAUACAACGCAGGCCUGUACAACUCACCCUACAGUGCUCAGUCACACCCUGCUGCAAAGACCCAGACCUACAGACCUCUUUCCAAAAGCCACUCAGACAAUGGCAGCGAUGCUUUUAAGGAAGCAUCUUCCCCAGUGCCUCCCCCACAUAUCCCACCACGACCAAGAGAUCGAUCUUCAACAGAAAAGCAUGACUGGGAUCCUCCAGACAGAAAAGUGGACACCAGAAAAUUUCGAUCUGAGCCAAGGAGUAUUUUUGAAUAUGAACCUGGGAAGUCAUCAAUUCUCCAGCAUGAAAGACCACCUCCUAAAAAGGCUCUGGACUAUGUUCAAGAUCAUUCUUCUGGUGUUUCCAAUGAGGCCUCCAUAUAUCAGUCCACAGACAGAAGCCUGGAAAGACCCAGUAGUUCUGCAAGCAUGGCCAGUGAUUUUAGGAAACGGAGGAAGAGUGAACCUGCAGUGGGUCCACCCAGGGGCUUGGGCGAUCAGAGUGCAAGCAGAACCAGCCCUGGUCAGGCAGACCUCCCAGGAUCAAGCUCCACCCUUACCAAGUCUUUCAUUAGUUCCUCUCCUUCCUCUCCCUCAAGAGCAAAAGGUGGGGAUGAUAGCAAAGUAUGUCCGUCCCUUUGCAGUUCCUCAGGGCUCAACAGCACCCCCUCCGGUGAGUUAGAGUACUGUAGCGCUUAUAGACAGCAUUUGGAUGUCCCCCGGGACUCUCAAAGGGCCAUCACUUUCAAGAAUGGCUGGCAGAUGGCCCGACAAAACGCGGAGAUCUGGAGCAGCACCGAAGAGACUGUCUCCCCCAAAAUCAAAUCCCGUAGCUGUGACGAUCUCCUGAACGAUGAUUGUGAUAGCUUCCCAGACCCCCAAACCAAGUCAGAAAGUAUGGGUUCCCUAUUGUGUGAAGAGGACGCCAAAGACGGGUCCCCUAUGACGUGGACUUCCCCCUACAUCCAGGAGGUUUGUGGUAACGGCAGAUCUAGGAUCAGGCACAGGUCAGCCCACAACGCCCCAGGGUUCCUCAAAAUGUACAAGAAAAUGCACCGCAUCAACCGCAAGGAUUUGAUGAAUUCGGAGGUGAUUUGCUCUGUGAAAUCCAGAAUAAUGCAGUACGAAAAGGAACAGCAACACAGGGGUCUACUUCAUGGGUGGGGCCAGUCUUCCACUGAGGAGGUGCCCAGGGACAUGGUACCCACGCGCAUUUCCGAAUUUGAAAAACUGAUUCAAAAGUCGAAGUCCAUGCCCAAUCUAGGAGAUGAAAUGUUGUCUCCUGUAACCCUAGAACCCCAACAAAAUGGUUUGUGUCCCAAGAGGCGAUUUUCCAUUGAGUCUUUGCUAGAGGAAGAAACUCAAAGUAGACUCCCUUCUCAGGUUCAGCGAGGCUAUAAGUCUAAAACCCUGGUGCCCAUCCACAUUGAAGUGACCAGCGAGGAGCAACCCAGGACUCAUAUGGAGUUUUCUGACAGUGACCAAGAUGGAGUUGUGUCUGACCACAGUGACUACGUUCAUGUGGAAGGGUCAUCCUUCUGCAGUGAAAGUGAUUUUGACCACUUUUCAUUCACAUCCUCUGAAAGUUUCUAUGGAUCCAGCCACCACCACCACCACCAUCAUCACCACCACCAUCACCGACACCUUGUCAGCUCCUGUAAAGGCCGAUGCCCCGCCUCCUACACUCGAUUUACCACAAUGUUAAAGCAUGAAAGAGCUAGGCAUGAGCAUAUUGACCAACCCAGAAGACAAGAAAUGGACCCAGCCCUGUCUAAACUCGCAUUUCUAGUCAGCCCCGUGCCUUUCCGGAGGAAAAAACAUUUGACUCCCAAAAAACAGACUGAAAAGGCAAAAUGCAAAGCCUCUGUAGUUGAGGCUCUGGACUCUGCCCUGAAAGACAUCUGUGACCAAAUUAAAGCUGAAAAGAGAAGAGGAAGCCUGCCAGACAACAGUAUACUUCACAGGCUUAUCAGUGAACUGUUGCCAGAUACUCCUGAGAGGAAUUCAUCUCUUCAUGCUCUGAAAAGGAGCCCUAUGCACCAGCCUUUCCACCCACUGCCUCAAGAUGGUGCUAUUCACUGUCCACUGUACCAAAAUGAUUGUGGGAGAAUGCCUCACAGUGCCUCUUUCCAAGACGUGGACACAACCAACAACUUCCACCCCCAGGACUAUGAUAGUGCCCUGGGGCUCCAAGACCAUGAGUCCCCGAGAAGUUACUCAUCUACCUUGAGCGACUUGGGAAGAAGUGCACCGAGAGAAAGAAGAGGAACUCCAGAAAAAGAGAAACUGCCUGCAAAAGCUGUCUAUGAUUUCAAAGCUCAGACAUCUAAAGAGCUGUCAUUUAAGAAAGGAGAUACUGUCUAUAUCCUCAGGAAAAUAGAUCAAAACUGGUACGAGGGAGAGCAUCAUGGAAGAGUGGGCAUUUUCCCAAUCUCAUACGUAGAGAAACUAACACCUCCAGAAAAAACACAGCCCGCAAGACCACCUCCCCCAGUCCAGCCUGGAGAGAUUGGAGAAGCUAUAGCCAAAUAUAAUUUCAACGCAGACACAAACGUUGAGCUCUCACUAAGAAAGGGUGAUAGAAUUAUUCUUCUUAAAAGAGUUGAUCAAAACUGGUAUGAAGGUAAAGUUCCAGGAACCAACAGGCAAGGCAUCUUCCCUGUUUCCUAUGUAGAAGUCAUCAAGAAGAACCCAAAAGGUGCUGAAGAUUACCCUGACCUUCCAAUACCCCACAGCUACUCUAGUGAUAGAAUUCACAGCCUAAGUUCCAACAAGCCACAGCGUCCUGUGUUCACUCAUGAAAACAUUCAAGGUGGGGGGGAACCGUUUCAGGCUCUGUAUAACUAUACUCCUAGGAAUGAAGAUGAGCUGGAACUCAAAGAAAGUGAUGUCGUUGAUGUGAUGGAGAAGUGUGAUGAUGGAUGGUUUGUGGGAACCUCAAGAAGAACCAAAUUCUUUGGUACUUUUCCGGGAAACUAUGUCAAGAGGCUGUGAAUCACCUUCUUCCUUAUUUACGCCGCAUUUCAGCAACACAUCUACAUAAACUUGCCUAAAACAUCCCAGCAGGCCUGUUGUUGUCAUGCCUUAUGGUUUCCAAUACGCCAUCACCAUCUCCACCUGCUGCCACCAAAUCACCAGCAGAUGGCCUGCUGCCGUGAGCCUUAGGGAGACAUGGCAGACUUGCAUCCACAUAAAUGUUCAGUUUUCUGCUUUCUACCCUAAACUUUGAAACAUCUACAUGUGGGAUCAAAAUGAAAAUCAUCAUACAUUAAAAGAGUGAAAUAGUUGAAGGAGGGAGGGAAGGAAAGAAGGAAGGAAGGAAGGAAGGAAGGAAGGAAGGAAGAAAGAAAGAAAGAAAGAAAGAAAGAAAGAAAGAAAG
Molecule: messenger RNA, 4020 nt
Organism: Nannospalax galili (Upper Galilee mountains blind mole rat)
Lineage: Eukaryota; Metazoa; Chordata; Mammalia; Rodentia; Spalacidae
Product: sorbin and SH3 domain-containing protein 2
Exons: 21
Coding region: 30-3635 (1201 amino acids)
Biological process (GO): Notch signaling pathway
Cellular component (GO): dendrite; plasma membrane; synapse
Molecular function (GO): protein binding
Source: RefSeq, a predicted model, not a curated record